This is a messenger RNA of Patella vulgata (common limpet), 3204 nucleotides long. Its product is annotated as mediator of RNA polymerase II transcription subunit 24. NCBI's taxonomy places the organism in Eukaryota, Metazoa, Mollusca, Gastropoda, Patellidae. Gene Ontology annotation, molecular function: transcription coregulator activity. Bases 138 to 3182 code for a protein of 1014 amino acids. The record is from RefSeq and is a predicted model, not a curated record. The transcript has 23 exons. Gene Ontology annotation, cellular component: mediator complex.
AUAAAAUAUAUAUUUAGUGCGGAAAUGCUUAAUGGCGGCGCCCAUGAAAAGCAAAAUUGAAAACAAAGAAAUUGGUUUUUUUACGAAUAGAUAUUACAAUCAGCAAGUAACAGAUGGUAGAUUCAUAUGGUUAAAGUAUGGCGACCAUUAAAAUGGAGGGAACUACUACAACCAUUAAAAAAGAACCAGGUAUUGGCAGUGGUCUAGCUAAUCAGGUGAAAUUAACAUUGAUGAGAGCGUGGACAGAAAGAUGGUCAGAGGUACAGUGGGGAGUUCAUCUCAAACGUAUACUAGCAACAAAUUCUAAUGAAGGUGUUGACUUGGCAGAAAUUUUACUACAGCAGGCUUUAGUUGGAAGUAGUCCUAAUUCACUGGUUUUAUCUUAUCUAAAACAUAUUGUAUUAUCACAGGUGAUACCACAUAGUACAGUUUUUAAACAUAUAUCAACAUAUGAUGAUAUAUCUAAACCAUAUUGUAUCAUAGCUUUAAUAGAUAUAGCUGAAACAUUCUCUACUAAACUCAGUUUUAGUUAUGGUACAGACAGUUCUAUACAGAUGUGUAAAUCACUGUUAAUGUUAGUUCAUUGGUUACUAAACAACAUUCUCAAAUGUCUACAGAAAAUACAGGAUGGCAAAUCAACCCCAGAAUAUGUCAGUAUUACAGAUCGUGCCAGUUCGGCCGUUCUUAAAACUCUAGAGAAACAGACAGUCUGUACCUUAUUACAGAUAGCUAGAGCAGAAGUCACAGAUAAUUAUCGUGAUUUUGAACAAGCAGAAGUUAAUGUGAGAGGAACUUUGUCUCAGUUAUCACAAUCUCAGAAUGCAUUGCCAGCAACUACUAAAGAUAAAGUAUCUGAAAUGUUAGGAUCAUUGUCUCGAUUGCAAGAUAUGAAUUUACCUAGUGAUAAUGAUGAUGAUGGUCCGAAACUACAACUAUGUUCUACUAUAAAUACCCUUGUCUCAUUAGAGGCAGUACUUAACUCUACUAAUGAACUACAACCAUUUGUUGAUCAAACCAUGGUUAUAGCCAGACUAUUGUUUUUUCAGAAACUAUCAUGGCCACAGUUAUAUGUAGAACUAUUCCGUGCUUGUUUUAUGGGAAUAAUAGAUGCUCCUGCCAACAGUCCAGAAGAUUUAAAAUGGACAUCGUUUACUUUUCUAAAGAUUCCACAGAUAUUACAGAGAUUACAACAGAAUGCUGCUGGUCGAGAUGUCAUGGCCGAUUUAGAACAGAGUUUUGAACUUCUUAUAAAUUCGACUAAUUUAUUAGAUUUAGCUGAUCAAAAGAAAAAAUGUGAUUCAAUAGAACAGUUAUUACAAGGCUGUAUUAAAGCUGAUUUAUUAAAAGAUGUACAUAGUCAACGUAUCAUGCAACGACGUGAAAAAGAAAGAGGACGUCUGCUAGAUAAAACUGAAAGUAGCCAAGGUGUACCAUGUAGUAGCAUCGUUAUACUGAGGGCUGAGGUUACUGUGUCUAGCAUUCUCAAGGUAGAGACGUUAGAUACAGACUUCCAGAAAAACCAGGAACCGUUGUUCAGUCUUCUAUGUAAAAUGAUGUCUGGGAAAAGUUUUGAAAUAAUUCUUGCUGCUGCAGCAUCCAUGGGAGAACUCAAGAACCUGGCCAUCAAGUUGAUUAAAUUAAAUGAAUUUGCCCGUCAUUCAGCUGGUGAAGCCGGUAAAGCAUCACAGACUCGUGCUAGACUGUUUGAUAUCACAUUUCUCAUGUUAUGUCCUAUAUUACAACAAUAUGGUCUGGAGACCAUCACCAAUGGUCAUAAAGAAACAGUGGAUUCAUUUUUUGUCCAAUGGGCACAGAGAUGGUUUCCUGAAGAUGGUAAAUAUAAAAAUAUAGAGAACUGUAAUCCAUCAGAUUCUAAUAAAGUGGAAUCAUUAAUAAAUCUGUUUCUGUCAUCUGGAGAACUUAAAACAAGUUUAACUCGAUGGCAUGAAGUAUGUUUAAAUACACCGUUUGCUAUACAAGAAAUAUUAUUUGCCUGGGAACAUGGUGCAAUAGGUCCAGAACAAGUCAAGACUGUAUUAGAGAAUGUAAAGAAUUGGAUGUGUUGUUUACCAGUUGUUGUUAGUUGUUGGUUAUGUUGUUAUAUAAAUACUGCUGACCAGGAACGACGGGAAAAACCUCUACUCAUGUUAGAACAACUCAUGACAACAUCUAAUAAAUCUGAUUCAUCAUCACAGAAUGACAGCAGGUGCCAAUUUAUGAAGACAGUAAUAGAACAUUUAUCACAAGAAAUUUUACCAGCCAAUCAUCAUUUACGUAACAUCAGUAAACAAUACAUUCCAGCCAAUGAACCACCUGCUAUUAUACUAGAAGAAACAUUAAAACUAGUGUUUAGUAAAGGUUGGGUUGAUUUAAAGAGUUUACAUACAUUAGAACAAGUUUUAAAUCUCUGUGGAUCCGAUCGGUUCUGUGAUCAAGUUGUACAUCAUAUGUUAGAAAGUAAUAAAGUAGAUGAUCUAUGUAUGGCUGUAAGUCUGGUGUUUGCCUUAUUUCACAUGGAUUUAGAACAUCUGACACUAAGUUUAUUAGUGAAUACACUGCCUCGUAUACUAUACUCAGCAGAUAAUUCACAUCUAAUGAUUGAUCCUAGAGGUUAUACAUUAGCUAAACUUGUUGUACUCUGUAUAACAGCAGCACAAGUCUCUAAAGUUGGACAGAAAGAACCGUAUGUUAGAAGAGGGAGAAAGAGAUCUAGAAUAGAUGUUGAUGUUGAGGAAAUGGAUGAAUGUGAAGUUCGACCAGCUAAAAUGCGUAAAAUUAACGAACCUCAGCUAACUCUUCUCUCAGAGGAUUUCAAUUUUGAUGAUAUGACAGUUAAAGAAGAUGGUGAACAUUCUCCUGCAUUUGAUACAAAAGAACCUUUAAAUAAAGCUAUAGUGAAUCUCUUCUGUUUGUUAAAUGCUAUCGUACAUGACAAGAGAGUUACAGCUAGAACAGGUUUUAUCAGAUCAUUUAUUGACGAAGCUUUAAAAUGUGGUCCACAAUAUUACCGUUUUAUACUACAGUUUAUGCCAAGUAAUAUGCUACCACAGUUAAUGAAAACGAUGCCUGGUAUAUUCACCAACCAACAAAUCCUACACAUCUGUGACCUAUCAACUCUCAGUGGACGAAAAUUAGCAGCUAAAGCUGUCUGUCAUAACUCAUAUUUAAAAGUCACUUCAUGAAUAAAUACAUUUUAUAAAACUC